AUGGUCAAUGCGUGGUUUUCUGAGAGAGUCCACACCAUCCCGGUCCUCAAGGAGGGCGCCCGAGGCCGCGCAGAAUCCUGCCCGUGUCCCCCGCAGCACAACCCCCGCGUCGAGAGCAGCACCCCGGGGACACCCACCAGGAAAAUCUCGGCCUCAGAGUUCGACCGGCCGCUGCGACCCAUCGUGGUCAAGGACGCCGAGGGCGCCGUGAGCUUCGUCUCGGACUCGGAGAGGGAACAGAUGCCGCUCACCCCGCGGCGCUUCGACCACGAUGACGGGGACCAGUGCUCCAGACUCCUGGAACUGGUGAAGGACAUUUCCAGCCACCUGGACGUCACGGCCUUGUGCCACAAAAUAUUCCUGCACAUCCACGGGCUCAUCUCCGCCGACCGCUACUCGCUGUUCCUGGUCUGCGAGGACAGCUCCAAUGACAAGUUCCUGGUCAGCCGCCUCUUCGACGUGGCCGAGGGCUCCACCCUGGAGGAGGCGUCCAACAGCUGCAUCCGCCUGGAGUGGAACAAGGGCAUCGUGGGGCACGUGGCCGCGCUGGGCGAGCCCUUGAACAUCAAAGAUGCCUACGAGGAUCCGCGGUUCAAUGCAGAAGUUGACCAGAUCACAGGCUACAGGACACAGAGUAUUCUCUGUAUGCCAAUUAAGAACCAUAGGGAAGAGGUGGUUGGCGUCGCCCAGGCCAUCAACAAGAAGUCGGGGAACGGCGGGACGUUCACGGAAAAGGAUGAGAAGGACUUUGCUGCGUACUUGGCCUUCUGCGGCAUCGUCCUUCACAACGCCCAGCUCUACGAGACCUCGCUGCUGGAGAACAGGAGAAACCAGGUGCUGCUCGACCUUGCCAGCUUAAUUUUUGAAGAGCAGCAGUCACUGGAAGUAAUUCUAAAGAAGAUAGCCGCCACCAUUCUCUCUUUCAUGCAGGUGCAGAAGUGCACCAUUUUCAUAGUGGACGAAGACUGCUCCGACUCCUUCUCCAGCGUGUUUCACAUGGAGUGCGAGGAACUGGCACAGUCGCCCGACACCGUAACAAGGUCUUCCCCCAUCAGGAUGGAGAAACCGUACCACAGCGACUCAAAGUUGGAGCGUGACGCAAACAGAAUCAAUUACAUGUACGCUCAGUAUGUCAAAAACACCAUGGAGGCGCUCAACAUCCCAGACGUCAGUAAGGACAAGAGGUUCCCCUGGACGAGUGAAAACACGGGGAACGUAAACCAGCAGGGCAUUAAAAGUCUGCUUUGUACGCCUAUAAAAAACGGAAAGAAGAAUAAAGUGAUAGGGGUUUGCCAGCUCGUGAACAAGUUGGAGGAGAGCACUGGCAAGGUGAAGCCUUUCAACCGGAAUGACGAGCAGUUUCUGGAAGCCUUUGUGAUCUUCUGUGGCCUGGGGAUCCAGAACACGCAGAUGUAUGAAGCCGUGGAGAGGGCCAUGGCCAAGCAGAUGGUCACGCUGGAGGUCCUGUCCUAUCACGCUUCGGCAGCCGAGGAAGAGACCAGAGAGCUGCAGUCCCUAGCGGUAACUCCCCUUUGCAGAAAUGACUACCUGCAGACACCUCAUUCCCACACAAACAUGCCUUCCUCGGGGUGUCUGCUCCCACUAGUAAUGGUCCCCUAGAUGUUCAGUCACAUAUGGUAAAUGUUUAGAUGGAUGCUCAUAAAAAUAUUUAAUCAACUCCAAUUUCCUGCAGGGCUGCAAAGUCACCGAUGAUACAAAGAUAAUAACUUUUAUGGACUUUGUCAUAUGUUAUAUGAUUCUGGGGGGUUUUCCCCUAGUAAUUGUUCUAAUCUUUACAUCUAUCUUAGGCCAAAAUUAAAUUUAGUUUUCAGUUCCUGGGGAAGUGGGGCCAGGGGACUGCACAGUGGUUGUCUGGUUGGGGGAAUUUGUAGUUUGUUACCGAUAGCCUCCCCUGCACUAUGAGGAAUGGGGAGCGAGUGUAAUUUCUGUGGCCUG
Molecule: messenger RNA, 1956 nt
Organism: Miniopterus natalensis
Lineage: Eukaryota; Metazoa; Chordata; Mammalia; Chiroptera; Miniopteridae
Source: RefSeq, a predicted model, not a curated record